AAGAACGGGGUGUUUUUGUGUGUAUGUGUGUCUGCUGAGUUGGGCGUCAGCUGAGUUUAAGGAACCUCUGGGGAAGGUAACAGCGCUCAGACUUUCUUCCAGAGGGAGAAUACUCCAAAGCGAUGUUUCUUUCAGACUCUGACAAUGAAUUGGCACUACUCUCCUCAGAGCUGGACUCUGAGAGCGAGUAUAGCGACUGCAGUCUCGACGAGGACUACAUUCCAAGUGGUCAUGCCCGGGGAUCAAAUAAGGGAGACGAAUCCAGUUCGGAUGACGACUUGUAUGUAAGGCCAAAGAAGCGAAGGGCGUCAAAGAGGCGAUGCUCCUCUGUAUCAACAGUAUCAUCACCGCUGAAACCUGCAUCUAACAAAUGGGAGCAGAGUCCCCUUCGUAAGAGGCUCCGCUAUGCAUCUACGCCCAAAAAAGACUCCUCCUCCUCCGGACCCAAGACUCGCAAGACACCUUCCACACCACAUAAGAAUACUCCAAAAAGAAAGCAGCAAGCAGAAAGUCAGCAAGUGGAAGCAAACGGGGGUGAAGCAGACGAUGGAGAAAAGUGGCGCAGUGUUGAAGAAGAAGACAUUGAGCCUCCUCAGCCGCGGUUCAGACCCGGGAGAUGCGCUGGGCCGCAGCUGAACAGAACAGCGCAUUACACACCACUUGAACUGUUCCAGUUGUUCUUUUCUGCCACCGUCAUUGAUACCCUGGUGAAAAACACAAACGCCUAUGGAAAAAUCAAACACCAAGCCCAAAAGGAAAAGUGGGUUCCAGUCACAGCAGCAGACAUGUACUCCUUCAUCUGCCUUGUCCUCUACAUGGGUCUUGUACCGCUGAAAACUCUGAAGGAGUUCUGGAGAGGAUCUGAGCUCUUCCGCCUGCCAUUUCCUGCCUCUGUUAUGCCUUGCAGACGCUUCCUAGCCAUUUCCCGCAGUCUACACAUGAAUGACCCUGCUGUGGAAGCGGCCAAUGACCAGAAGAAGGGGACCCCCGGGUUUGACAGACUGUGCAAGAUAAAACCACUAUAUGAGCAGAUUUUGGAGGCCUGCUGCACAUUCUUUCACCCCCACCAGCAUAUCUCUAUAGAUGAACGGAUGGUGGCGAGCAAAGCGAGGAUCGGGUUAAAGCAGUACAUCAGAAACAAGCCAACCAAAUGGGGCUUUAAGCUUUUUGUGCUGGCAGACUCAGUGUGCGGCUACACCAUUAACUUUUUUGUGUAUGGUGGAAGAGAGAGUGAACCAACUGGGAAGGGUGCAGGCUACGACGCUGUUAUGAGACUUCUGGACAUCCCAUUUCUUGGUAAAGGUUACAAGCUCUACGUGGAUAACUAUUACACUAGUCCUACUUUAUUCCUUGAUCUCCUCAAGAGAAAAAUCUGGGCGUGUGGCACAGUUCGUUCAAAUGUCAACGGUUUUCCCAAAACCAUGUGGGAUAACGUGCCAGAGAAAACACCAAGGGGAACAAUUAAAUGGAUCAGAAAGGGAGAGUUGUUGUUUGUUAGGUGGUUUGACACCCGGGAGGUAUCGAUGUGUUCCUCUAUACAUAAAGCGUACAACCACGAUGUAGCAAAGCGCAAAGUGAAAGACUCAGAUGGACAGUGGACGGUGAAGCACGUGCCUAUUCCGGGCUGCAUCAAAGAUUACAAUCGUUACAUGGGGGGUGUUGACUUGUCAGAUGCGCUGAUUGGCUACUACAACGUCCUUCAUAAAACCCACAAGUGGUACAAGACUCUGUUUUACCACUUUGUGGACAUAGCCACAGUGAACGCCUUCAUCCUUCACAAGGAAAUGUGCAAGCUGCAGAGCCGGCCUAUGCUCACGCAGAAAAGGUUCCGGGAGCAGCUCAUUUUGUUACUGGCUGAGAUCGGUUCUGGACCAAACCGCGCGCCUCCUCACAACUACAUGUUGCCUUCCUCUCCUUUCAAACUGGCUGCUAUUUCUCCACAUAAAGUCCCCCCUGCUUCACCAACACCAGUGCCUCCUGUCUCCCCAUCCAAAGUGGGCCAGUGCUCUUCAACCGAUGCGCCGUUUGCCUCCUGCCCUCCUGCACCCUGCGUUAACUCAUCCCCUGGCUCAUCUGCUCCUCUGUCUGCCGACACCCCACCUGCUAAAACCUCGUAUUCUCUGGGGUUAGGUCAUCUGCCCGCGUACUUUGUUGCGAAAAUGAGCAACGUGGCUUCGAGGUAUCGAGCCACUAUUGGCAGGAGAGCGUGCGUGGUCUGCAAAAAGAAGUCUCCAAUCUAUUGCAGCACCUGCCACAAAACACUGUGCAUCACUUCUUUAAGAAAUUGCUAUUCCGAGUGGCACCGGAGCAAUAACAUCUGCGUGUGAGUGACUAGAAUUACUGUGAAAUACUCUGUCAACUGCAUGUGCCUUUAAUUGUCAAUAGUGAAAGAAAUGGCAAUUUACAUUUAGUUCAGGGGGUCUCGAACUCCAGUCCUUGAGGGCUGGUGUCCUGAAACUUUCCCAUGUGUCCCUGUUGCAACACACUUGAAU
This is a messenger RNA of Neolamprologus brichardi, 2492 nucleotides long. NCBI's taxonomy places the organism in Eukaryota, Metazoa, Chordata, Actinopteri, Cichliformes, Cichlidae. The record is from RefSeq and is a predicted model, not a curated record.